Messenger RNA from Insectozyma verbasci, 2517 nucleotides. NCBI's taxonomy places the organism in Eukaryota, Fungi, Ascomycota, Pichiomycetes, Serinales, Debaryomycetaceae. The record is from the annotation of a GenBank genome assembly.
AUGUCUACCAGUAAUGCUACAGAUUCAACAAAAUUAUCACAUUCGAAAUUAAAACCACCAAUUCAUAAUCCACAAUAUAAAUUUUUAAAAUAUGGUACAAUAUCAGAUUUAAAAACUUUAAGAAAAGCAAAUCCUUAUUAUUAUAAGAAAUAUUAUUAUUUACGUGAUUGUAAUAACAUAGGUACAAUAAUAUUAAAAAAUGGUAUUAAAAUUGGAAAUAGAGAAUUAUAUUUACAUUUAAAAUAUACAUUAAUGGAAUUAGAUUAUAAUAGUUUAUUAAAAAAAGGUAUACCUUAUGAUUCAAUUAUUUUCUAUCUAUGUGGGAUAUUAAAAUUACCAAUGAGUACUAUUUCAUUAUCAUUAAGUACUACAAGCCCAAUUGAACUUGUUGAAAAUUCAAUAAAAGAGACUAAAAUACCUGAAAAGGGAAAUGUUAGCGCACGGUAUAAUUCAUUUUUAAAAUUUAUUAGAAUUGAUUUACUACGAAAAAUCGUAACUAGAGUGAAAGAUGAAGGGUUGAUUUUGUUAACUUGUUGUUUAUUAAGUAAAGAAUUGUACCAGUUGAUUAUUGAAAGUCAUGUAAAAGAAGUUAAAAUCACAAGUUGUCAAAAAGAGAAAGAAGUGAAGAAGAAAGAAGUGAAAAAACCGAAGAAGGAGAUCACCACCAAAACACAGAGUAAGGAUCCAGUCUCUGAUAAUAUUAUGGCUAAUCUAAAGAAAGAUGUAAAGAAAUUACAUGAUAUGGAAUUAAUUAAAGGUGAUGAUACUGAAGUUGAAUCAUUAGAAAGAGAACCAGAAGAAAGUGAAGAAGAAAGUGAAGAAUCAGAAGUUGAAGAAGAAGUGGAAGAAUUAGACCAGGAACAAUAUCAAGUUACGUUUCCAUUAUUUAAACCAGUUGAAUUGUCAAAAGAUGAUUUAGAUAGUUUAGAUAUACCAUUAUCAGAAUCAGAAUCAGAAAUUGAACCAGAACAUGGUUGUAAUUCAAAUGAAGAAGAACAACCUAUAUUAAGACCAACUGUUUUUCAACCAUCAAGUGCAAAUAAUGUACAAUUCCCAAUUUCAUCAUCAAAUAGUAAUUUAGAAGAUACUUAUUCAACUUGUUCACCUCCAACUUCAAUUGAACCCGAAGAUAAUAAUGAAAAUUCACAAGCUUAUAAUUUAAAUGAAGAAGAUUAUCAAGAAUAUAUGUUUGAUUCUCAAGAUUUAGAUUCAAAUUUUAUUUAUAUAAUUGAAACCUUAACUGAUUUGUUUCCAAGGAUUAAAAAAACAGAAAUCAAAAUUAGACUUAAAAUUGCAAAUUCAUUAGAUGAAUUAAUUGAAGAAUUAUGGGUUGAAACAGAAUCAUUAGAAUUAAUAGAACAAGAAAAAGAAAAAGAAAGAGAAAAUCAAAUAGCACCAGUUUAUGAUAUUAAAGUUUAUCAAUUAUUUGAAAUUUUCCCAAAUUUGGAACUUGAGUAUAUUAAUGAAGUUUUAAUUUCUAAAAAUAAUAAUAUUGAAGAAACAACAAUGACAUUAUUAAGUAAUCCUACAGAAUCAUUUAACCCUACAUCUUCACAAGGUUCAUCAUCAACAACUUCAAAAACAUUUAUUAAUGAAUGGGUUCAAUCGAGUCAAUUAAUAAAUAAAAUAAAUUCUUUUUUUAAUAAAUUAUUAGAUUCAAAUAUGUUAAUUAAUGAUGAAGAUGUUGCAUUUUGGCUUAGGAAAUGUAAUUAUUCAAUAAAUGAUACAAUAAUAGCAAUAGUAAUGAAUGUAAGACCACAAAUAAAGACAAAAGUAACCAAACGUGGAUCUAAAGUUCAAAGAGGAAAUACAUCAAAAAAAUCAAACCCAACUACAGAAUUUAAAUACAUCAAGUCUUCUUAUAAAUAUAAUCCAAAACUGGUUGACUCUGUUGAAUUAUGGGAUAUAUGUGAAACAAAUGCAAUUUUAAAAAAAUUCAAUUCCGAAUUCGUCAAAAAUUCAUUAGAAUUUUUUCAAGGAAAUGUCUACAAAGCUAUUGAAUUCAUUUCGGAAUUAUCCAACAUUCCCGAAUUUCAAAAUAACACCAAACAAACUCCAAUUUUCAAAUUCGCACCUACGAUCGAAAAUGAUCCAUUUAUAAACUUAAGUAAAAAAUUUAAUCAUUUUUAUUCAAAACCUACAAGUUUAAAUCAUUCAAAAAUUGAUGAAAAUCAAAGAUUUCAAAAUUAUAUAAGAAAAGGAGAAGUUGAUCUACAUCGACUAAAAGUACCUGAAGCUUUAAGAUUAACUAAAAUUGUAUUGGAACAUUGGUGGGACGAAGAAAUUAAAAAUAGAGAAUUAAUCGGUAAAAUGAAUAAAUUUGGUCAUUUGGCAAGUUUGGGUCCAAUUAGUAUUAUUACUGGUAGAGGAAUUCAUUCAUCAAAUGGAGUUUCAAUAAUUAAAAAAAUUGUUAAAGAUUAUUUGACUAAGAAUAAAUAUAUAUUUGACGAAGAAGUUGGGGGAUUUGAUGUAAAGGGGAAGAAAUCAAAAGUAGUAAGGAUGCAAAAACUAAGGUAA